AUGCAGGUUGCUUACAGUGAUCUAAACUUGGAGCUCUCUGCACCUCCGCCCCCCUGCCCGCCACUCAUCCCCGCGUAUCCGCUGACAUGCAAUCCAUCAACAAACAUCAACGUUUCCGUCGCCCGAUCACUCACGAUUGACGACGAUAGUGACGCUGCCCCUAUACGAAGAAACAUGGAGCUCUCUGCACCUCCGCCCCCCUGCCCGCCACUCAUCCCCGCGUAUCCGCUGACAUGCAAUCCAUCAACAAACAUCAACGUUUCCGUCGCCCGGUCACUCAUGAUUGACGACGAUAGUGACGCUGCCCCUAUACGAAGAAACUUGGAGCUCUCUGCACCUCCGCCCCCCUGCCCGCCACUCCUCCCCGCGUAUCCGCUGACAUGCAAUCCAUCAACAAACAUCAACGUUUCCGUCGCCCGAUCACUCACGAUUGACGACGAUAGUGACGCUGCCCCUAUACGAAGAAACAUGGAGCUCUCUGCACCUCCGCCCCCCCUGCCCGCCACUCAUCCCCGCGUAUCCGCUGACAUGCAAUCCAUCAACAAACAUCAACGUUUCCGUCGCCCGGUCACUCACGAUUGA
Molecule: messenger RNA, 582 nt
Organism: Besnoitia besnoiti
Lineage: Eukaryota; Apicomplexa; Conoidasida; Eucoccidiorida; Sarcocystidae
Exons: 5
Coding region: 1-582 (193 amino acids)
Source: RefSeq, a predicted model, not a curated record